GCGCUGGAGCUCUGCUCCUGCCACUGCGCGGCGACGACGGCCGCAUCUUCCUCGACCGGGACCGUCCUGGCGGCCACCAGCACCGCGGGGGCUUCAUCUUCGUCGGCAGGCACGAGCAGCAGCACUACUGCCACUGGGACCGCCACGCCGACCACCAGCCCGACAGUCUCGGGGACUUCUAUCCAGUUAUCGCCAGUCACGUCGAGCACCACCACGGCCACCAGGAGUGCAACGUCGAUCCUCAGCUCGACAGUGUUGGGGGCUCUUGCGUCGACAGUCAUGACGAGCAGCACCACGGCCACCAGGACUGCAUGUUCGGUCACCAGCUCGUCAGUCUCGGGAACUUCCAGGUCGACAGUCACGACGAGCAGCACCACGACCACCAGGAUUGCCACGGCAACCUCCAGCCCGACAGUCUCAUCGAGCACUGGCUUGUCCACAGUGGCGAUGUUCUCAGCGUCGACCGUGAGCAGCUCGUUCGCGGAGGAUUGGUUCUGCGGCCUGGUGGACUGCGGGAUGCCAGGAGCGAUCGAGAAGUGCCCGCACGCCUGCGCAGCCGACGCUGCCGAUGGCGCUGCGGUCCCUGUGAGCCCGACGUGGACUACGACCGCAGCGCCAGCCUCGGUCGCACUCCUGACCGGAAGCUUCUCCCUGGCCCUGUCGGAGCCCGCCGACCUGGCCCGCGCCUUCGAGCGGGGCGACCGCGCCGUCAGUGCUGCGCUGGCCUCCGGCGUCGCGGCCGUGCUGCCCGCUGCGACGCCCGACAUGGUCGACAUCACCCGCGUCGCCUUCGGCAGCCGCCUCCUCUCCACGGCGGCCGUGGCCGAGGCCAGCGCCGGCUCCGCCCACGUUCUGGUCUCCUUCGCCGCGACCGUGCCGUGUGCGGGCGCGCUCGCCGCGAACCUCGCGGCGCAGGGCCUCCUGCUGGCGGCGGACGGGCUGGCGGCGGUCCUGGCGCGGGAGCUGGCCACGGGGGCGCUCAACUUCACGGUCCUUGGCGUCAGCGACCUGGAGGCCACCGCGGAGCUCGUGGCCGCCGCCGGGGCCACGGCCCCCUCCGACCGGGCGGGCGACGCGGCGGGCGCCGGCGCCAGCGCCCAGCUGCUCGCGGUGGUGAUGUCGGCCUGCGUCGCGGUCUGCUGCGUCGGCCCGUGCACCUGGCGGCAGUCGAGGAGCUGCCUGCGCAGGCGCGGGAAGGGCGGGCCCAGCCGCAGCGGCCGCGGCGCCGUGCCCGAGGCGGAGGGCGGCCGGGGCCCUGCCCUGCUGCCCUGCGGCGCCUGCCUGGAGGAGGGCGCGGGCCAGGGCCCGUCGAGCCAGCGCCUCCGCUGGCCCUCCGCCGUGGCCGCCCCGCCAGAGCAGGCGGCCAGCGCCUGGCGGGUCAAGCUCGAGGCGCUGGCCGGCCUCGGAGGCGCCCGGGAGCUGCCCCGGGGCCUCGAGCGCGCGGCAGCGGGGGCCCUGGGCGAGCGGCAGCUGCAGCCCCACGGGGGUGAUCGACCGGUGCCGCCGGGCGCGAGCUGCAGCACCAGCAUCAGUAUCUGA
Prorocentrum cordatum is the source of this 1539-nucleotide messenger RNA. The record is from the annotation of a GenBank genome assembly. Lineage: Eukaryota; Dinophyceae; Prorocentrales; Prorocentraceae.